AAUUGUUUAAAAAACAAGUCAAAGAUGAACAAUCUCCUAAAAGAACUGGAAGCAUUAAAAAUUUCGGGUGAUUUUUCCGAGGAAGGUUUAUGGACAGCAUGCAUAGAUCUUGUUCAGAGAAGCUAUGUUCCUGAAAAAACUGUCGGUACUAGUCGUCCGUGUGACGAAAAAGACUUCAGAGAGUAUAGACAAGUUGUAGACAGAAAUUUGCGAAAUAUUAGGUCUAUGCUCCAGCAUAUCAUUCAUAGUCGCAAUGAAAGGAACAUACAGAUAGAUUUAAAUGCUUCAACAGUUAAGACUUUUACUAUAAACCUGUUGUUACUUAUUGGAGAACAACAUGAAAAGAAUGUUUGGAACACAGCAGAAUCUGUGUCUAUUUCCAAAGAAUUGGUUAAUGAAAUAUUAGAGUUAUAUAGAUGUCAAAGCAUUUCUCAGUUGUUAAUGGAACAAAAUAAUUUAACCAAUGUAUUGUUAACGCUAAGGCCUAAGUUAAUGAAAGAUACUUGGAAAAGUUAUCCAGCAGCUGUAGCAUGUUAUAAGUGGAUUUUGUACCAAACGGAGAAACCAACUUUAUAUGAUCAUAUUAGUGAUGUGCUUCCAACAGCUUUAAUAAUUAUUGAUGAUUAUGUGCCAGAAAAUAUUGUUAUAGGUCUUGAAUGUUUGUACCAAAUUAUUCAACAUUCUCAUCUGAAAAAGGGAUUAAUCGACACAGGAUAUGAUAAAGUAAUGUUUCAUACUUUAGAGCGUUUAACUCAUCAAAGAGAAGUCAAAUAUGUACUAUUGGUAUAUUCAUGCAUAACAAGUUUAUUAGCCACCAUUGAACAUUGGGAUGACACGUUAAAUGUAUUUGAAUGGACAAAGCGUGAUGAUGUUUUAAUUGUUCUAUUAGAUAAUAUGGACUUUGAGCAAAAUGUAGAAUUACGAAGUGUUUAUAUGUUAAGCUUACCUCAGCUUUUAACCAAUAUUGGCUGUGCAAAAUGGUGUGAAAAGUUAUUGAGAAUACUCUGCGAAUAUUGUGAACAUCAUACAGAUCUAAAGACAUUGAAAGCAACAUUGGAUGCUGCAAAAACCUUCCUUCUGAUGUUCCAUUUUCGUGUAGCAGCUCACUGUGUACCUCUGUAUACUGCAUUCUUGAAGCUGCAUUUUGAUUUAACAGAAACUCCAGUAUUCGACAAAGAAAUAAUGCAAAAUCUAGAAGACUGUAUUUGUUUAUUAUAUAAAUUAUCUCCAAAUGUAGGUUGUGCAGUUAUGAAUGAUGAUCGAAUGCGUUCAGUGAUUAAAAAUAGUCUGCAAGUAGUAUGCUUAGGUGAUACCAAAUAUUUUCAAUGAAUGACCCCUGGAAGCCUGUGUUAGAAUCUAGUAUAAAAAAUGGGCUAUAUUAUUUAAGAAAGAAAACAUUAUUUUUUGUAGUUUCGUAGAAUAUACUAUGAUAAUAAAGAGUA
Molecule: messenger RNA, 1442 nt
Organism: Megachile rotundata (alfalfa leafcutting bee)
Lineage: Eukaryota; Metazoa; Arthropoda; Insecta; Hymenoptera; Megachilidae
Product: TELO2-interacting protein 2
Cellular component (GO): nucleus; cytosol; TTT Hsp90 cochaperone complex
Source: RefSeq, a predicted model, not a curated record